Marmota flaviventris (yellow-bellied marmot) is the source of this 1451-nucleotide messenger RNA. The record is from RefSeq and is a predicted model, not a curated record. NCBI's taxonomy places the organism in Eukaryota, Metazoa, Chordata, Mammalia, Rodentia, Sciuridae.
GGCGCGUCCACGUGGCUGGCGGGCGGCCACCCGGAGCCAGCGACGGCGGAGGGAUAGGCCCAUACCCGGCACAGCUGCUGGCCAUGCCCACUGUUUGCCUCCUGCUGCUGCUCUUCCUCACCAUGGAGGAAGGUCUGGGUAGCAGCAGGCCCUUCCGUGCCUUUGUGGUGACAGACACCACACUCACCCACCUGGCUGUUCACCGAGUGACUGGGGAGGUUUUUGUGGGUGCAGUGAACCGGGUCUUCAAGCUGGCCCCCAACCUGACUGAAUUGCGGGCCCACGUCACUGGGCCUGUUGAGGACAAUGCUCGCUGCUACCCACCCCCCAGCAUGCGAGUGUGUGCCCACCGCCUGGUGCCCGUGGACAACGUGAAUAAGUUGCUGCUCAUAGACUAUGCAGCCCGUCGCCUAGUGGCCUGUGGCAGCAUCUGGCAGGGCAUCUGCCAGUUCCUUCGCCUGGAUGACCUCUUCAAGCUGGGUGAGCCUCAUCACCGCAAAGAGCACUACCUGUCAGGGGCCCAGGAACCUGACUCCAUGGCUGGUGUCAUUGUGGAGCAGGGCCAGGGGCCUAGCAAGCUAUUUGUAGGCACUGCUGUGGAUGGCAAGUCAGAGUACUUUCCUACCUUGAGCUCCCGCAAGCUCAUUGGCGACGAGGACAGUGCUGAUAUGUUCAGUCUGGUGUACCAGGAUGAGUUUGUCUCCUCUCAGAUCAAGAUCCCCUCAGACACACUGUCCUUGUACCCUGCCUUUGACAUCUACUACAUAUAUGGCUUUGUUAGUGCCUCCUUCGUGUACUUCUUGACACUGCAGCUAGAUACCCAGCAGACUCUGCUGGACACAGCAGGCGAGAAAUUCUUCACGUCCAAGAUUGUGCGCAUGUGUGCAGGGGACUCGGAGUUCUACUCAUAUGUGGAAUUCCCCAUUGGUUGUUCCUGGCGUGGUGUGGAGUACCGUUUGGUGCAGAGUGCCCACCUGGCCAAACCUGGCUUGCUGCUGGCCCAGGCCCUGGGUGUGCCAGCUGACGAGGAUGUCCUCUUCACCAUCUUCUCUCAGGGCCAGAAGAACAGGGCCAGCCCACCUCGGCAGACCAUCCUCUGCCUCUUUACCCUCAGCAACAUCAAUGCCCACAUCAGGCGCCGUAUCCAGUCCUGCUAUCGUGGGGAGGGCACAUUGGCCCUGCCCUGGCUGCUGAACAAGGAGCUGCCCUGCAUCAACACCGUGAGCUCCUUGCCCACCCCACAGUGUUCCCAGGCUGGGCUUGACUUCCUCAGUGUUGCCCCAGAGCCCCUCAGCCUCAGCUGCCCCCUGCCCACAACCCCCUGGUGCGCUCGCUCGCCCCGAGGGGCCGAGGUGGCAGUGCCUUACUGCUUGGUGUCUUCUGCCUCCUCUGAGGAAUCUGGCCCCAUCUCGGGUCCCAGAGCCCCAAAUCUCUCCUCUGGUGUUGCAUGA